AUGAAUAAUCUUCCGAAUUUUCCAUCCUUUGAUGUGGACACAGACAAAUCAAACGCUGGCACGCGUUGGGAGAAAUGGCUAGGGCGGUUAGAAAAUUUAUUUGUAGGAUUAAAAGUGACAGAUGAUGACCAAAAACGGGCGUUGUUGCUUCAUUACGCUGGUGAGAAAGUGUAUGACAUAUACGAUGUAGAAAAAAGGGACACGGAUGCGACCUUCGAGGCAACGAGGAAAGUGCUUAAUGAUUAUUUCGCCCCUAAAAAGAAUGUUCAAAUGGAAGUAUACAAUUUUCGGUCAUGCAAGCAACAUGACACGCAGUCAUUAGAUGAGUUCGUGACAGAACUCCGGACACUUGCAAAAAAUUGUGAGUUCACAAACGUAGACAAGGAAAUUCUACAACAAGUAAUUCAGAACUGCAGAUCGAACCAAUUAAGACGUCGUGCCCUGCGAGAACCGGAUAAGGCAUUAUGCGACAUAUUAACAAUGGGUCGAAUGCUGGAGCAAUCCGACCGACAGGCUGCUGCUAUGGAGAAUUCGGACACUGUGCAAAGGGUUUCACAACGACCACGUGGCAGUGUGAACAGGCGUGGACAUAAACGAGAGCGCGGUGGUCAGCAUUAUGCAAAUUCCGGCAUGCGGAGAGGCUUAUCGGCGAAACCACCUGAUCACCCUGGCUUAUCGGCGAGACCACGUGAUCGCGCUCCACUGAAUGAUAAUACCUGCCGAGCAUGUGGUUAUGAAUAUCCACACAAGCAGACCUGUCCAGCGAAGGGCAAAACUUGCAAUCUUUGCAAAAAGCUUAAUCACUUUAGUAGGUGCUGCCGACAGAGGGGUAUUAGGGAAGUUAAGCUACAGUCCGAUUCAGAAGAUGAAUACAAUUACCAAGUCAGUGUAAAAAGUGUUAGCAAAAACAACAAGACUCCGAAAACACUCAUCUCAAUUAACAAUAUAGCAAUAAAAGUAACAAUAGAUACCGGUUCGAGUGUAAACAUUAUCGAUGAAAACACAUACGCAUUCCUCGGAAAACCAACACUUAAAACGAAACAUUUACCUAAAUUAUUACCAUACGGAGGGGGUUCAAACUUGAAAGUGAAAGGUUGUUGUGAAAUGACAGCUGAGAAAAAUGACAAAAUAGUUGUAGACAAAUUUUACCUAGUCAAAGGUAAUUACGGGACACUUUUAGGAUUUCAAACGGCUUCAGACUUAGGUGUUGUUAAAAUAAUCCAAAAUGUCAACAUUUCACAGGAAACGAUCGAAAGGAAAUACCCAGGAAUAUAUGAAGGUAUUGGGAAAUUGAAGCAGCAAACCGUGAAACUUCACGUAAACAAGGACGUGCAUCCAGUGGCACAAAAAGGCAGAAGAACUCCUUUUCAUUUGCGAAAAAAGGUCGAAAAGGAAAUUGAAACAAUGUUAAAAAACGACAUAAUAGAGGAAAUAAGGAAUGAAUCAACGCCAUGGGUGUCUCCAAUCGUGACACCACCGAAGAAAAAUGGUGACGUCAGAAUUUGCGUUGAUAUGCGAUUAGCAAACAAAGCGAUUGAAAGGGAACGACACCCAAUGCCAACCAUCGAUGAGCUUAUACAUGAUUUAAAUGGAUCAAAGGUGUUUAGUAAAAUGGAUUUGAAAUCUGGAUACAAUCAACUAGUUCUCGAAGAAGAGUCACGCCCAAUUACAACCUUUUCGACGCACAUAGGUCUAUUCAGAUACAAACGAUUGAACUUUGGGACAAACUCCGCAAGCGAAGUAUUUCAAAAGACAAUAAGUUCAAUAAUAGCAGGAAUUCCAGGAGCAAAGAACAUUUCAGACGACAUAAUUGUAUAUGGGAAAAACCAAACAGAGCAUGACAUUGCAAUAGACAAAGUGUUCAAUGCACUUCAUCGCAACGGACUGACACUUAAUAAACAAAAAUGCGAAUUCAACAAGUCAGAGAUUACGUUCUUUGGUGUUGUUUUCAAUGGGUCAGGGAUCUCAGCAGAUCCGUUAAAAGUGGAAGCUAUCCGGAAAAUGGAACAACCAACCAAUGUGUCAGAAAUAAGAAGUUUUCUUGGAAUGACAGCAUAUUGCUCCCGUUUUAUAAAGGAAUAUGCGACAAUAACAGAACCUCUCCGAAGACUGACAAGAAACGAAACACCAUGGUCAUGGGAACGUGAGCAAGAAAACGCGUUCGAGAAGCUCAAACAGGAUCUCUCAAGUGACACAGUGAUGGUGUAUUUCGACCCAGGGAAGGAAAUAGAAGUAGUGACAGACGCUUCACCGGUGGGACUUUCAGCAAUUCUUACCCAACAGGGCAAAGUCGUGGCAUAUGCAAGUCGGGCAUUGUCACCAACAGAGUCUAGGUACAGUCAGACGGAAAGAGAGGCGUUAGGUGUUGUAUGGGCAUGCGAACACUAUAACAUGUAUCUUCGUGGUGCUCCAUGCUUCACUGUCAUAACCGACCAUAAGCCGCUAGAAUGCAUAUGGAAGAAAAAACAACCGCCUCUAAGAAUUGAACGGUGGGGUUUACGACUUCAGCCAUACAAAAUGAACAUUGUCUACAAGCCUGGAAAAGACAAUCCAUCUGACUACCUGUCAAGACAUCCAUUGCAAGAUGUUUUUAACGAUAGAAACCUAGCAGAGGAAUAUGUGAAUUUUAUCGCUGAAAGAGCUGUUCCAAAUGCUAUGACAUUAGAUGAGGUAAAAUCAGCAUCGAUAAGUGACAAUACAAUAAGAAAGGCUAUUGAGCUUACAGAAAAUGGAAAAUGGUACGAAAUAAAGACACUAAGUGAUCUAAAAAUAAACAAAGAAGAAUUAUCUGCACUUAGAAGUGUGAUGGAUGAACUGAGUGUACACUGUGGAACUGUACUAUUGAGAAAUGACAAGAUCGUUAUGCCUAAAUCGUUAAGAGCGCAGGCUAUCAAACUGGGCCACGAAGGGCAUCAAGGGGUCGUGCGAACCAAGAGCUACAUACGUUCAAAAGUCUGGUUUCCUAAUUUGAACGCUGAUAUCGAAACAGCAAUAAAAGGUUGUUUGGCUUGUCAAGCAAAUACAAAGGAACCGAGAUCAAGAGAACCACUGAGAAUGUCGGAAAUGCCAUCAGGCCCAUGGAUGAAUUUAAGCGCGGACUUUUGUGGACCGUUACAAACUGGGGACUAUUUAUUAGUUAUCGUUGAUGAAUAUUCACGUUAUCCAAUUGUGGAGAUAGUCAAAUCAGUAUCGGCGAACACUGUCAUACCAGUGCUGGACAAAAUAAUAGCAAUGUUCGGGGUACCAACAGUGAUCAAAACGGAUAAUGGCAGUCCAUUUAACAGUAAUGCAUUUUCAGAUUAUGCAAAAUACUGUGGAUUUAUUCACCGAAAAAUCACACCUAGGUGGCCGCGGGCAAAUGCUCAAGCAGAGUCUUUUAAUAAGCCCCUAAUGAAAUGCAUCAAAUCUUCACAUGUAGAAGGAAAGAACUGGAAACAGGAGUUAUUCCGUUUCUUACGCCAAUACAGAGUGACGCCACAUACGUCAACUGGUUUUACGCCGUUCCGUUUAUUGUUUCAGCGGGAACCAUCAACGCGAUUACCAGAUAUCGCAAAACCAGAACAAGAUGUAAGAUUAGACGAACUCGCAAGGCGUAAUGACGAGAAAUCAAAAUCCCACUCGAAAGAGUAUGAGGACAGAAGGAUUAGGGCAAGGGAACGUCACAUCAACAUUGGUGACAAAGUGCUACUGCGAAAUGAGACACCGUCUAAGUGCUCUACGCAGUUCAAACCAAUGCCAUAUACGGUUACGGAAACAAAAGGACCUAUGAUCAGUGUAAAAUGUGAUUCAGGACAUCGAGUUACACGUAAUUCGUCUUUUAUGAAAAAGGUUGAACCAUCAUUGGACGCCUCCAACAUGGAUAUGAAUAAUAAUGACGAUGAUCUUGGGGAUGAUCUGAUCGAUAAUGAUGGUGGUCAAAAUACGACGGAGGUUCACACCCGACCAACUAGGGAACGACGACCUCCGACUUAUUUGAGCGACUAUGUGCGGAGUGUUGAUAAUAAGGUUUCAUAG
Molecule: messenger RNA, 4014 nt
Organism: Mya arenaria
Lineage: Eukaryota; Metazoa; Mollusca; Bivalvia; Myida; Myidae
Exons: 1
Coding region: 1-4014 (1337 amino acids)
Biological process (GO): DNA integration; proteolysis
Molecular function (GO): aspartic-type endopeptidase activity; nucleic acid binding
Source: RefSeq, a predicted model, not a curated record